This is a messenger RNA of Triticum turgidum subsp. durum (durum wheat), 309 nucleotides long. The record is from the annotation of a GenBank genome assembly. NCBI's taxonomy places the organism in Eukaryota, Viridiplantae, Streptophyta, Magnoliopsida, Poales, Poaceae.
AUGGCCUGUCAUGAUCUGAAUCAACAGGAGGAAAUGGCCGUGGAGGAUCUGGACCCGAUAGCAGGAAUGCACAUCACGGAAGCGCUCCGUGUCCAGCUCGACGUGCAGCGCCGCCUCCACCAGCAGCUCGAGAUGCAGCGUAAUCUGCAGGUGAGGAUAGAGGAGCAGGGUAAGAGGCUGCAGAAGAUGUUCGAGGACCAACUAAAGGCCAACAGGAACAUGGCAAGAUCGCCGCAGCAGGAUGGCACUGUCGGCAUCCACACGGAGCUGCAGGACAACGUCGUGUUCAUCAUCGACGACGAGGCGUAG